GUGCGAAGUUUUCCAGCGACCCUGUCACUUCGACAUCAUGGCGUAGCGAUGUGGACGGGCGGUGGGGUCGUACUGGUGGGCACGGAGAAGUUCAGAAACCAACUUUUGUGGAUUUUUCGCAGGAAAACCCGAGGACACGACACGGUGGGAGUCUUCGAGCUGAGUUUGGGUUUAUUAGUGACUGAAGAUGAUGUCUGAUGCCAGCGACAUGUUGGCCGCUGCUCUUGAGCAGAUGGAUGGAAUUAUAGCAGGUUCCAAAGCUGUGGACUACUCCAAUGGUUUGUUUGACUGCCAGUCGCCUACAUCCCCUUUCAUGGGUAGUUUGCGGGCGCUUCACCUUUUGGAAGACCUGAGGAGUGUCCUGGAAUUGAUGGACUCAGAGGAAAGGGAGAGUCUACGAUGCCAGAUCCCUGACUCCACAGCUGACAGUCUGGUCGAGUGGCUUCAUGGUCACAUGUCUAACGGCCACAUCUCAUUGGGUGGAGGUGAUCACUACCAGGAGAGGCUUUCACGACUAGAGAGUGAUAAGGAGUCUCUGGUGCUUCAGGUCAGUGUUCUGACCGACCAGGUGGAGGCUCAGGGAGAGAAGAUUCGGGAUCUGGACUUGUGUUUGGAUGAGCACAGGGAGAAACUCAAUGCCACUGAGGAGAUGCUGCAACAGGAGCUUCUGUGUAGAACUGCUCUGGAGACUCAGAAGCUCGAUCUGAUGUCUGAAGUGUCCAACCUCAAGCUGAAGCUGAACACCAUGGAGAAGGAGCGACAUGAUUUUAACAGAUUUAGGGACAGCGAGGAUUUGAUUCUUGAAAUCAAUGAGCUGCGGUACAGACUGACUGAACUGGAGAGUGAAAAACUGCAGUAUGAAAAGAAACUUAAAUCGACAAAGUCAUUAAUGGCCAAGCUUUCUAGCCUGAAAAUCAAAAUGGGCCAGAUGCAGUAUGAGAAACAGAGGAAAGAGCACAAACUCCAGGCAAUGAAGGAGGAACUAGCCAUACUGAGGAGGCAGCUGGAGGGCAAAGAUGGAGAGAUGAGGAGACUACAGGAUGAGACAGGCUUCAAGGCCAUUGGCUCGAACGGUGCAGAGCCCACAGACAGAGUUUCUCAUCCAGAUGAAACUCUUAGAAAGAGGCUGAAAGAAAAACAUGUGGAAGUCCAGAGAAUGAAGAAGGCAGUGGAGUCUUUGAUGGCAGCAAAUGAAGAAAAGGAUCGUAAGAUUGAGGAACUGAAGCAGUCACUUCUGCGCUACAAGAAAGUUCAAGAUAUGGUGAUGUCGGUGCAGGGAAAGAAAGAGAAGACGAAGGAUAACGAGCAUGUUGACGGUCCUGGUGAUGGAUCCAUUCCAGUCCCAGCCAUCACACCAUUUGUGGAGUCAGAAAAUCAAGAAGUCACAGAUGUUGAACAACUGAGAAGGAAGAGCCCAGAUGAGCUGGAGAGCCCCAGUGGACUAAGUGACGAGCCCUCGCCUACGCCCAGCCCCUCUGACCGAGAGAGAGAGUCAGAGUCUGCACCAGCAGAUGUAGAAAGCAGUCAAGAUGACACAAAGACUGUGAGCCAGGAAAACCUUGAUGGGAGCAAAAAUGAGAAGAAAACAAGUGAGGAGAUCAGUAAGCUCAGUGAAAAGCCACCCAUGAAUCCUUCUGCCACCUUACCAGCCACCAUAGACGACGAUGCCUUUGGCUCAAGAAAGGCUCGUUCGUCUUUUGGAAAGGGUUUCUUCAAGAUCCGUGGAGGCAAGAAGACAGCUGGUAGCCCAAACCUUGACCGCAGCAGGAGUGCGAGUGCGCCUAUGCUAGCUGAAACAGAGCGACAGGGUACUGACCAUCUCGAUCUGGCUGUACUGCCACAGAGGUCAACUAACAGCGACAGCACGCACACACUCCCCACAACCCCAGAAAGCAGGAAAAAAUCCAAAGGAAUAAAGAAGCUCUUUGGGAAGUUAAAAAGGAGCCAGUCUACCACAUUUAACUUGGAUGACAAUCUACCAGAGGGUGAGUUCAAGCGAGGAGGAGUGCGUGCCACAGCAGGCCCCAGACUGGGUUGGUCUCGUGACCUUCAAAGAGUCAACAAUGAUGUAGAUGCUCCCUUUGCACGGUGGUCAAAGGAUCAGGUGUGCGACUGGCUGCAAGAGCAGGGGCUUGGACUUUAUGUGAACAUGGCUCGUGUGUGGAUCUCCUCUGGACAGACCCUGCUACAGGCCUCGCAGCAGGACCUGGAGAGGGAGCUGGGCAUCAAACACCCGCUGCACAGAAAGAAGCUCCAGCUGGCUCUGCAGGCCCUCGGCUCGGAGGAGGAGGACAAUAAGGGAAAGCUGGACUACAACUGGGUGACAAGAUGGUUGGAUGAUAUCGGCCUCCCUCAGUAUAAGACCCAGUUUGAUGAGGGAAGAGUCGACGGUCGCAUGCUACACUACAUGACAGUGGAUGACCUGCUUUCCCUGAAGGUGGGCAGCGUGCUACAUCACCUCAGUAUCAAGAGAGCUAUUCAAGUUCUCCGACUCAACAACUACGAGCCCAACUGCCUACGUCGUCGACCAUCAGAUGAGAGCAAUAUUUCACCAGCAGAGAUUUCCCAGUGGACCAACCACAGGGUGAUGGAAUGGCUGAGGUCUGUGGAUCUUGCUGAAUAUGCUCCUAACCUGAGAGGCAGCGGCGUUCAUGGGGGCCUAAUGGUUCUGGAGCCACGAUUCAAUGUGGAGACAAUGGCUUUGCUGCUAAAUAUCCCCCCCAACAAGACUCUGCUUCGUCGUCACCUUGCCACACAUUUCAACCUGCUCAUUGGCUCAGAGGCCCAGCAGCUCAAACAGGAGUGUCUCGAAAACCCAGACUACAUUUUGCUUACUGCCACCACUAAGGUCAAGCCAAAGAAACUGUCAUUCAGUAACUUUGGCAGCCUGAAGAAGAAAAAGCAGGAUGAGAACGAGGAGUACGUGUGCCCAAUGGACGUGGAGAUGCCAAAGGGUCGAAGCUUCCAGAAAGGUUUCGAGCUCCAAAUCUAUGAAGAUGACCUUGACCGGCUAGAACAGAUGGAGGACUCUGAGGGAACUGUGAGACAGAUUGGAGCUUUCUCUGAGGGCAUUCAGAAUCUGACGAGCAUGCUGAAAGAUGAUGAAUUCUUCAAAGAGAUUUCCAAUUCGCCGAACCCCAGCGUAACCGAUGAGGAGUCCAACGCGUGAGAUUUUCAGCAUCAGACCUGGUCCUGCUGUGAAUGAAACUCUGUGCCAACAAUCUCCACUUGCACACACUUGUCUCAAAAAACCCCAAGAAUGCUCCCACAUUUGCCACAUUUUUAGUGUUACAUUCAAACAAGAGCCAAAAGUAUUGGUGUCGUGUCUUGUUGUUUUUUAAAUGUUAAAGCCUACAGGCCAGAGGCCACUUUCACUCCUGAACUUUGUCUCAUUACUGUCGUCUGAUGUCAGAGGGAACAUUUAGGACAACACCACUGUUUGCUUGCCAGCUGGUUUCUGGAGAUAUUUUUAUUGUGUUACAUAGAGACACCUCUCCGUUUAACACAGAAGUGAAAACCAGCAAAAAAACAAACAAAAAAAAAAACUCUA
This is a messenger RNA of Archocentrus centrarchus (flier cichlid), 3550 nucleotides long. RefSeq names its product PPFIA binding protein 1b (gene ppfibp1b). NCBI's taxonomy places the organism in Eukaryota, Metazoa, Chordata, Actinopteri, Cichliformes, Cichlidae. The transcript has 28 exons. Bases 188 to 3169 code for a protein of 993 amino acids. Gene Ontology annotation, molecular function: protein binding. Gene Ontology annotation, cellular component: presynaptic active zone. The record is from RefSeq and is a predicted model, not a curated record. Gene Ontology annotation, biological process: neuromuscular junction development.